Molecule: messenger RNA, 780 nt
Organism: Ipomoea triloba (trilobed morning glory)
Lineage: Eukaryota; Viridiplantae; Streptophyta; Magnoliopsida; Solanales; Convolvulaceae
Product: ethylene-responsive transcription factor 1B-like
Exons: 3
Coding region: 1-780 (259 amino acids)
Biological process (GO): regulation of DNA-templated transcription; ethylene-activated signaling pathway
Molecular function (GO): DNA-binding transcription factor activity; DNA binding
Source: RefSeq, a predicted model, not a curated record
AUGACUUGCAAAGCUGUUGUAGAUUCCUCGGCCAAGAAAGAAAGACAGUACGUCGGAGUUCGGAAACGGCCGUGGGGGAAAUACGCCGCCGAGAUUAGGGAUUCGACGAGGAAUGGGUUGAGGGUGUGGUUGGGGACUUUCGACAGCGCCGAGGAGGCAGCGCUGGCUUAUGACCAAGCUGCGCUGCUCAUGCGGGGCCCCGCGACUUUUCUAAACUUGCCGUUGGACACCGUUCGUGACUCGCUGAAAGGAAUGCGGUGCGGCGGCGACAAGGCGGCGUCAUCGCCGGUGGCUACGUUGAAGGAGAGUUACAAGAGGCGGAGUAGCACGUCCAUGUUCGGAGGUAACAACAAACGGGGAAUCGAGUUGGAUAAGGUUUUGGUUUUAGAGGAUUUGGGUCCUGAGCUUUUAGAUGAGCUAAUAUUCUCCGAAUAUACCUCCUCAUGCAUACAGUAUGUUUGGUUUAUACAUGGUCAGGCCAUCAGAAGGAACCCUUCUCGACCUUUGCCGACCAUUUACCUUGUUAUUCUUGACCUAAUAGUGAUAACCGACCUAAAUAGCAAGCAGGGCAGAACACAUGGUUGUCGAGGCGCUGCUCCCGAACCUACCCACUGCACCAUGUCGGACGUCUGGCAUGUGACCCUCGCCUGCCCUAUAAAUAUAACAUUUAUGGCGAGGGCAAAGGACUUUUGGCAUCUUCACCUACUAUACAUAAGCUCGGGAUCAUCUGACUCUUAUUCUGCCCCCGAGCUCACAAACUUAAAUCAACAAGCAAACUAA